GCGAUGGUAGUGCGGCCUGGAAUUUGAAACACUGCACGCAAAUCCACUCUCCUCCUGGAGGUUGCUUGUGAUGACAUCCAACCUUACUGACACGAUCGGGCCGCUUCCUCGAUCGUCUGCAUGGCGCAGGAGUAAGAUCAGACUACAAGUACUAUCCUAGCAUACAAGUAGAAUAGCAAUCGCAGGCAAGAUUGGAGUGCUUGAAGCGGAUGGGAAAGCAUGUAAUAAAUUACAUAGCCUAGACGGCCGUAGGACGUCGACGAAGGUAUCCAGCAACAUCUUCCAGUGAGUUUAUUCAUCGAGAAAAUAAAUUUAGUCAAGCGAUGUUGUUCUAUGUAGAGUGCUUGCAGUCGGAGCGGAAGAAAGAGAAGCAGACGGUCACACUGUGACUACACAUCUCUAAACCGUCGACGUGGUUUCUUUCUCUCCCUCCACUUUCUCUAAGGAGAGGGACCAGACAUGCAGCCGUGGGCCCUCUUCAGCGCCCUUACACUUCUUAUAAUCGCGCCCGACGCGCUUGCAGUCAAACAGCAAGACUUCAAGACAUGCUCGCAGGCGGGUUUCUGUCGAAGGGGGCGGGCUCUUUCCGCACGUGCUGCCGAAGCCAAGUCCUCCUGGAAAUCCCCCUACUCCGUCGACGUCUCCUCCGUCUCCAUAGCGUCGGAUAAGUCCGUGUUCACCGCCGGCGUCAAGUCCUCGCUCUACCCUGACAUCCAAUUUGGCUUGGAGGUCCGCGUGCACGAAGACGGGGUCGUGCGCGUGAAGAUGGACGAGGUCAAUGGGCUGCGGAAGCGGUACGACGAGGCGGCGUCGUGGGCGCUGAUUGCCGAGCCCACGAUCAGCCGCGAAGUGACGUGGGUCGCAGGGAAGAAAGACAUCCGCGCCAAGUACGGCAAGAACGAGGUCGUCGUCGUUUAUGAGCCGCUCAAGGUCUCGCUGCUGCGUGACGGGAAGGAGCAGGUCGUGCUCAACGGCCAGGGACUAUUACACCUGGAGCAUUUCCGGACCAAAAUCGAGCAAACCAAAGCUGAGGAGGUCGUGACCGAAGGGGAGGAACAGGCUGUACUUUCCGAAGCAGUCAGACCCCAGGCCUGGUUUGAGGGCGACAAGGAAGAUGACUACUGGACGGAGCAAUGGUCAAGUUGGACGGAUACAAAACCCAAAGGCCCCGAGUCACUCUCUCUCGAUAUCUCCUUCCCGAGACACGGAGUCCUCUACGGUAUUCCCCAGCACGCUACCAACCUUGCACUUCCCACUACCGCAGGCGAAUCGGCUACGUUCAGCGAUCCAUAUCGCUUGUACAACGCCGAUGUUUUCGAAUACCUAGCAUCAUCCACCAUGUCCCUCUAUGGAUCGAUCCCCAUUCUCUACGCUCACUCUGCCGAGUCAACUGUCGGCAUCUUCAACGCUGUCGGCUCAGAGACUUGGAUCGAUGUUUCGCACUCGACCGAACAGUCCAGUCAAACCCACUGGAUCUCCGAAUCAGGAAUCCUGGAUGUGUUUUUGAUGCCUGGACCCACCGUCGAUGAAGUGUUCGGGCAGUACGCGCGACUGACGGGGACGCCUGUGCUUCCGCCCCACUGGAGUCUUGGGUACCACCAAUGUCGCUGGAACUAUGUGAGCAGUGACGACGUCCGCACUGUGCAGAAGAGAUUCGAUGAGGAGGAUAUGCCUGUGGAUGUUUUCUGGCUGGACAUUGAGUAUGCCGAGGAGCACAAAUACUUCAUUUGGGACCAGAAGACGUUCCCGGAUCCGGUCGAGAUGACCAACGACGUCGCUGCUCUCGAACGAAAAAUGGUCGUGAUCGUCGACCCACAUCUGAAGCGUGCCAACAACUACCCAGUCUACCACGAAGCUUCUGAGCGCCAGAUUCUGGUCAAGCCUCCUAGUGGUGAGGGAGAGUACGAGGGCUGGUGCUGGAGUGGCAGCAGCUCGUGGAUUGACUUCUUCAACCCGGCUGCUUGGGACUGGUGGCAGUCGCUAUUCAAGCCAACUAUCUUGAGCACCGGGGGCUGGAGCUGGCUUGCUAGUACGACCGACAUCCACAUCUGGAACGACAUGAACGAGCCCUCUGUGUUCAAUGGACCGGAUAUUUCCAUGCCGCGUGAUAAUGUCCAUCACAACGGAUGGGAGCAUCGCGAUGUCCACAACAUCAACGGAAUGCUUUUUGCCAAUGCGACCUCGCGAGCCGUCAAAUACCGGACCGAUCCUCCAACGCGACCAUUCGUGCUGACCCGUUCGUUUUUCGCCGGCUCUCAGCGCUUCGGUGCGAUGUGGACUGGAGAUAACCUUGGAACCUGGGAACACAUGGCUGUUGGUCUCAAGAUGGUCCUUGCGAACGGCAUCGCUGGUAUGAGCUUUGGUGGUGCUGAUGUGGGCGGUUUCUUCGGCAACCCUGAGCCGGAAAUGCUGGUGCGGUGGUACCAAGUUGGGAUCUUCAAUCCGUUCUUCCGUGCACAUGCGCACAUUGAUACCAAGCGCCGGGAGCCGUACCUACUGGAACAACCUUACAAAGGCAUCAUCAAGGAUCUGCUCCGUCUGCGAUACAGCAUGCUGCCGAUAUGGUACACUGCUUUCCGCGAGACGAGUGUGACAGGCGUUCCUGUUCUCCGUCCCCACUACGUCAUGUUCCCGAAAGAUCCCAAAGGAUUUACGCUUGACGACCAGUACUUCAUCGGCAGCUCGGGUCUGCUUGUCAAGCCCAUUACGAGCAAGGACACCAGGGAGACAAAGGUCUACCUUCCCGAAGAUCAGGUGUACUACGACUACUUCUCCCACUUCGCACACCGCGGAGCCGCAAAAGGCAGGGAGAUCAGCAUCAAAGCGGACCUCCACGAGGUUCCGCUCCUGAUCCGGGGUGGAUCCAUUCUCUCUACGCGGGAACGGCCGCGGCGCUCGUCGCCUCUGAUGCGCAACGAUCCGUUCACCCUGCGCGUUGCGCUCAGCAAGGCCGGGGCGGCGCGCGGGGAGCUGUACCUGGACGACGGGGUGACGUAUGCUCACGAGGCCGGGCAGCUGCUCUGGCGCGAAUUUGGCGCGGAGACGAUCAAGAAGACCGUGCGGAUAUCAUCCAAGGAUCUGGCCACGCGGAAGAUCGACGUGGCGGUCGACGGCGUUUCUUUGGCGACGUACGAUCCGAGCAACGCGUUUGUGCAGAGCAUCAAGGAUGUGCGGGUGGAGAAGGUUGUUGUGCUCGGCGUCGCGAGCAAGCCGGCGAGCGUCAGGGUCGAGGGAGGGGGCGAUCUUGUCUGGGAGUACUCGGCUGGCGUGUCUGCCAGCGGAAAAGGAGAAGGUGUUGCGAGUGUGCUGGUGAUCAAGGACCCCAAGGUCUUGGUGUCAGAAGACUGGUCCAUCGUUAUCCAACUACUGAAGCGGGCCUCCGUCCUGGCCUAUAAAUUGCGCGCGGGAGGGGCAGUGGGUCAUCUGCAAGCUGGUUCCAAAGGAAAGAUGCAUCUUCUCGGCCAGACCUCUGUGCUAUUUGCGCUGUUCAGCUAUGUCGCUGCCCAGAAUUGGCACUUCCUGACGUUCGUAACGCCUGCUGGCUCGUACAUCUCGUCGUACACGGGCAGCUUCGUUGCGCCCACCCUGCCCGGCGCGGCGACGUACUACCUGUGGCCGGGCCUGCAGCCCCCCGACAACGCGGGCGUGCUCCAGCCCGUGCUCGACGGCCGCAGCGGGACGUGGUGGAUCGGCUCGGGCUGGUGCUGCUCGAACCCGUCCCUCGCAUGGGGCUCUGGCUUCAACGUUGCGAACGGCGGGACGGUGAACUUCGCGAUGAACGCGAACAGCAUCGCGAGCGGGACCUGGGCGACCUCGCUGUCCGACGGCAAAGGCAACACCGCGACGGGCUCUUUCCCUCUGCCGACGCACCCGAUGAAUCAGGCCAUCAUGGCCAUCGAGCUCUACGGCGUCACGUGGACCUUUGGGCAGUUUGCGUUCAAGGACGUGUCGAUCGUCGCGAAUACGACGUCGACGGCCUGGUGCACCGGCGGGCCGCGCAACUACCAGAGCGCGACGGUCGUGUCCAUGUCCACGCCGGUCGCGACCGUCUCCGGCGGCCACACGACCUGCAAGAUCAGCUCUAUCAUCUUGGUCAGCCCUGUCGCGGGAACGUGAGGUGUUGCAGCUGGUAUUGGUGCUUGAUAACGAGUAUUCAAUCAGAUAAGAUAACGCCUGGCAUGCUUAUUACGUAACUUCUGAUACGGCCCAAUCACAACUUGAAUUGCACUCCCAGAACACGAUCCCGUCCAUAUUACAACCGAGAAAUAACCAAGAAAUAAAGCUCAAGUAUCAUAUAUCAACAUCCAUCCCAUCAAAAUCAGGAAUCCGAGGUCGCGCAGGCAACCGCGCGUUGCCCCGAAGGGGUCUUGUUGCAUGCUUAGGUUGAACCGGCACCACCUUCGCCUGCCCGACAACUCCUUGCGCCUCCCGAUUGAGGUCUUCCAGCAGGUUCCGUCUGCAAUCAACCUCACUGCUGCUGCCGCUGCUGGAUGCUUUCUGCGGGGACCUGGUGAGGUCGCGGCUGCCCAUGAACACAUUCAGCCGCGCUUGCGCAGCAGCCAGUCUCUGCUCCCGCGUCGUGCACGGAAGGACCUCAUCAGGGAUCGUCCCUAUCGACCCCGUUUGCGUCGUGGUGGUGGUGGUGGUGCGCGGCGUCAUCGGGCCGCCCUUGAGCGUGAGGGUCCGGAACUUGUACGUCUCGCAGUGGGUUGACGCGCGCCGGGCGGGUGGCAUUGGCCGCACGACCCUCAGCUUCGUCUUUCCCGGCACCGUCGACGGAGGUAGUGGCCGCUUCGGUGUCAGUGCACCCGGGCCUCCGGGGACGAAGUAUGGGUGGGAGAGCGACAGGUCGCCGGUGCCGAUGAACACAUCUUCGUCUUCGUCGUCAUCUAGGUCGUAGUCGUCGGUCGGCCGUGUGGAGCGGUCGGAUCGGCGCAAAGGGGGCGUGGUGAAGAGAUUGAUGACUGACUUGCGCCGCGGAGGUGUUUUGACUGUCGUCUGUGCACGCACUGAAGUGGGGCAGACUCGUCCUCGGGAUAAGCACGUCUUUUAUAUGUGCGAUGCGCUUUGAACGGGACAACACAAUGCAUCGCGUUCUUAGCCUUACAAGAGGUACCAUAUCCGGACAACAAUGGUCUACAGCCACUCCGCGCAUUGGAGCCUUCCGGAGGGCUAGGCUCGUGCUUCAUCGCUUCCGACCUCCUCAGCUGUUCUCGUUGAUUUGGCAAUUCCUUCAUCGUCAAGUUUUCUGUCUUGUUCUGGUAAUGGUGCUGCAUCGACUGUAUAACUUCGCAGACCGUUUUCUCCUAUAUUAGCAUGGGUCGAACGAUGCAGGAGUCCCCCUCCUAUGAAUACCCGCGCUGCGAGAGCGAAGAAUGAAUACGCGUCACGCACAGCCUUACCUUCCAAGGACGCGUAGAGUCACGGUACACGUGCAUUGUGACAACUGGACCUUUGGUGGUGCGAAUCCGCUGUGUUGCUAUAGCCUAAGUUGGUAUAGUAAUGGGUUAUAGAUGUCCGUGAGUAAGCAUAGGUGCGAUAAAUUUCCAUAGAUUUUCCAGUCUUUUCAAGAUUUGACCCUUCUGACCUCCCACCGAACACGCAGCUCCCGCUGACUCUCCACAUCGCGCACGAGGACGACGACCUUCCCACCGCCCUCCUCCCAGUGAUCCAAUCUCCUCAGCUUGGUGCAUUUCCAGGCCAGCACGCCCGCCACCUCGUCGUUUUUGCGCACCCGGCUGCGGUCAGCCAGGGUCAGAUUCGCGGCGGUCGCCGUGCCCGACACCUCGUAGAAGAACCGCACGCCGUGGAACGUCGCCAGCUCCGGCAGCGCCGCGAGGAUCUGCGCCCACUCCGCGGCGUUGCUCACGGGCGGGCCGCGCGACGAGCCCGCGGCGCCCUUCUUGCCGACGUCGAGCCACGCCAGCAGCGGUGCGCUCUCGGCGAGGCGGCGGAUGUCCUCCAGCUCGGUCCAGCCGGCCAGCUCGAUGCGGCGCACGGUUGAGCCAAACUGACGCAGACUCGCGAGGAACAACUGAUCUGCAUUGCCCGCUGCGGGGCCGGAGAGCCGCACGCCUUUCAGGGUCUCGAGCGGCCGAGGAGCGCGAGACGGGCUCGAGAGCACGGCCGUGGCGAUGUCCUUGUUGCAGUGCAGCUCACGCAGCUGAGGCAGGGCGUUGGGCGGGAGCACGAGCCGGUGCGACGCGCCGAUGUCGAUGCGCAGAUGCGUCAAGGCGCUGUGGGACGCGAGAAACGUCGCCGGCGCAUCAGCAAUGGAGCAGCGCAGAUUGUUCAGGACGAGCGACGUCAGAUGCGGGAAGCGGCUGUACAGAAGAAGCUCGUCUGCGGAGGGAUAGGAGCCGGGCUGUCCUCCCCUGGGCUGGGUGUAUGUUAUGUCCAAGUCUUCUAGAUUGGGACAGUUGGUUAGCAUUGCCUGCACACGACUGAGCCCAGGGCUCUUGGAGGAUCCGAACGUGUGCUUCGUGGAGCGAACUGCGACGGACUUGAGGCGAUGGAGCUAUAGUAGGCCACACAUCAGUCCCGUUUGGGUCAUCGUAGAAGAUGGACCAUACCACAACGGCGCGCGCGGUUGUGCUGCUGCUGAUGCUUGUCGAAUCCUCUUCAGACAUACCCUUGACCGCCGAGAAGACCAGAUUAUCAUUUAUGUUGAUCGCCUGCAGAGUUUGACACCUGAGGAGGAUCGGCCAGAUGUCAUCGAUUGAGAUUGGCGAGUGGUUGCACGACCAAGAGAAGCUGGUCAGCUGACCCAUUUUCUGCAGAGCGUUGACCAAGAAUCGCUCCUGCUUCUGAUGCAUCCCGAGCUCGUCGUCCGUCGACUCCAUAUCCGUGUCGGUCGAGAUGAUGUCGCCGGGCACCAGGAGCUCGGACAGCGGGGCUCUUUCAUCCACAAUCUCCAGUUGGCGGACAUUGCGCGCGAGCGAGCGGUGCACGAUGAGGUGGUUCCACACACUCAGGGACGAGACCUUGCAGCGGAUGUGCCGGUAGUGAAAGUGCCGCGGAAACACGACGUCGUGCAUGCGCUGGCACGACAGCGCCAGCGAGAAUAGGUCCCGCUUCGUGUCGACGUGCGAGGCGAUCGCGUCCAGGAUCUCCGUCGGCUGGCGCGUGAUGGUGCGGCGCGACGGCGCCAGCCCAACGAAGGGCUCGACGAUGGUGAGCAGAUGGAGUGACAGCUUGUGUUCGUCGGGGGAGCACAUUGAAGGCCCUAUAGCGCGCUGAGGGCGCGCGUUCGAGGGCGGAGAGGGACGGGCACGCACAUGAACGGAUCUGUCCUGUCGUAUGAAGAAACAUUGGUAUCGACCGCCUGGGUCAGCCGGGAAUGAUGCGCAUGGCGGGUUUUGAGCGUCGAGCUCUUGCCAGACGCCUUGGCCCGGGCCGAGGACGGUUUGGGGGACUCGGGACGAGCAGCCAUCGUCGUCGACGACAUCAAGCCACUUGCGCACAUGCACCGCCGCAAUCAACAACAUCACACGAUGACGAUCUGGAUGUCA
Mycena citricolor is the source of this 7511-nucleotide messenger RNA. NCBI's taxonomy places the organism in Eukaryota, Fungi, Basidiomycota, Agaricomycetes, Agaricales, Mycenaceae. The record is from the annotation of a GenBank genome assembly.